Messenger RNA from Selaginella moellendorffii, 1147 nucleotides. RefSeq lists its product as uncharacterized. The record is from RefSeq and is a predicted model, not a curated record. Bases 11 to 451 code for a protein of 146 amino acids. The transcript has 2 exons. Lineage: Eukaryota; Viridiplantae; Streptophyta; Lycopodiopsida; Selaginellales; Selaginellaceae.
ACGCCUCGUCAUGCUCACAUUAGUGCUUAGAAGAAGCUCUGAUACGGGCGACUGUUUCAAGCUUUGCACAAGAGAGCUGUACGCUGAGUCAGAGCUGCUAAUCGUGUGUUCCGCUUUCUACAAGACGCGCCUGGUGGAGGACGAAGAUCUUGUGGUGGAGAGACGAUGGGCGACUAUGACACUUGUUUUCACUCCCUGCAUAGCACUGUCCAGCGCCUUGUGUACCAAGAGCUCCGACCCUGUGUCAAGAGCACUGGUGGCCUCGUCUAACAAAAGGAUGGCUGGAUGGCCCUCAGCCUUUGUUUCUGCCCUCCCGAAAGUUGCACCCCAACCUGCUCUGAAUGGAUUUUGGGCUUGGGAGCCUGGCCAGCACCGUGCUGCAGUACUUCCUUGGGCACCGGUCAGGCGUUAUAAUCAGCCGCAGGCUCCAGGAAGUAGCGUUUCGAGGUAGGUUGCGAACAGCGGCCCGGCGCUCACAGCACGCCUGUCAGCCAAUACAACAGCGGUGAGGGGCAUGCUGAGCGAUACUUACAGUUUGUUUGUGCAGAGCCUGAGCCCCUUGCAGCAAGCGUUCCGGAGCAAGGGACUGGUUGGAGACAUAAGACAUCAGAGCGCCAACCAGAUUGCUGCAGAAGCUGCAUCCAGCAUCCGCACCGUUGCGUCGCUGGGCAUGCAUGAAAGCACUCAAGCAGCGGCUGCACCAAGCGGUCCGUGGUGCAGGGAGUGCCACACGGGCCAUGGUCAUGUGGUUUGGGAUCGGGCUGGUGAAGCGCGGCACGUUCGAGCCCGUGUUAAGAGCCAUCACGGUUCUCACUAACACGGUGAUCAGCUUCGGAUAAUCCCCGAGUUGACGAGGGGAGGGGCCGCACUGGAAUGGAUGCUUGCCACUAUCUGCCGGCGGCCGAGAUUGAGAGUGACCAUCCACGAGGGGAGCGGCCGGAGCAAGUCAUGGUUGGUUCCGUGGAGCUGGAGAGCGGCAGGAGGCGCCCCUGUUUGGAGUGUCUAUUCGGGACAACAUUCUGUUUGGGAGGGGAGGUGGUGGAGGCUGCAACUCUGGCAAACGCGCACGACUUCAUCAGCGCUACGACACUCAGAUUGGCGUAGGGGGGUGUCCGAUGUCCGGUGGGCAGCGGCAGAGGAUUUGCCA